AUGAUCACAGCAACGCGGAAUUUCUCCCUGCUUCUUGAUGAAUUAAUGGGAGUGAAUAGAAACGGCGAUAGACAGGAUUUAAUUAUUGAACAUUUCACGGAUCCGAGAGUUUGCAAGUUUGAUUUGUUGGGUUUAUGUCCCUACAAAUUGUUUCCGAAUACUAAAUUUGAUUUAGGUCCUUGCCCAUAUAUUUGUUGCCCUGUGCCUCCGAAAUUUAGAAAACAAUACGAAGAGGAGAAAAAAACACAUAAUUUUGAUUACGAACGAGAUUUAGAACGAAUUUUAGCAUCUAUACAAGACAAUUGCGAUGAAAAGAUUGCCAAGGCUCAACAACGAUUGGAUGUACAACAUAAAAAAGAUCUCAACAAGGGUAACGAGCCUCUCGAAUUGCAAAAUAUCAAGAAGGAAAUUGAAAAAGUAACAAAACAAAUUGAAGAAUUAACAACCGAAGGAGAAUAUGAGGAGGCUCAAAAACUCAUGGAAAGAUUAGACAGUUUAAAAAAGGAAAAGGAAAGUAUUGAAGCAAAGGUGCCAACACAAAAAAUCGGAGACACUCAAGAAUUAAUAGUAUGCGAAAUUUGUGGAGCCUUAUUGAGUGUUAAUGAAAGUGACCAGCGAUUGGCAGAUCACUUUGCGGGAAAGGCUCACCUCGGAUUUCAAAAAGUUCGAGAAAAGCUUCGAGAACUUCGAGAAAAUAGAUCCUUCAAUGAUAAGAGACAACUCAUUGCCGAUAGAGACCAUUAUAAACAAAUGAAAGGGGGUAAUGAAUACAAUAGUUAUUAUGAACUGAAGAGAAAACGUCCUGGCCAAGAUGGGCAAGAGGAUCACCACAAUAGUGGUGGAGGUGGAAGCGGAACAGGUGGCUCUUCAGGAGGAGGUGGUUACCACAAUUCACACCAUGGUGGAAGAAGUGACGAUCGUUACAGAGAUGGUAGAGGUUCGUCCUCAGGUGGAAGUUACAACAGCUAUAGCAGGGAGAGUCGAGAUCGUGGUGGAAGAGAUCGUUAUGAUGACCAUUCCUCAAGUUCCUCCUAUAGGCAUCAUGACGAUAAUUAUCGUGACAGAGGAGGAGGCGAUAGAGAUGGCUAUCAUCAUCACCAUCGAUCACAUUCUGACUAUCGACCUCAACAUGAUUAUAGAAGAAGGUAA
Naegleria fowleri is the source of this 1149-nucleotide messenger RNA. RefSeq lists its product as uncharacterized. Gene Ontology annotation, cellular component: U2-type prespliceosome; U1 snRNP. Gene Ontology annotation, molecular function: protein binding; mRNA binding. The record is from RefSeq and is a predicted model, not a curated record. Lineage: Eukaryota; Heterolobosea; Eutetramitea; Acrasida; Naegleriidae. The transcript has a single exon. Gene Ontology annotation, biological process: mRNA splice site recognition. The coding region runs from base 1 to 1149 and encodes 382 amino acids.